AUGCGUGCUGCCCUCAAGGAAGAUCUGCAGUGUUCAGCAGCGGAGCUCGUGUACGGAGAACCCCUACGGUUGCCAGGUGAGCUAAUUUCCCCUGCUGAACCCAAUCAGGACCGCUUCGAGGACCUGCAGAGCUUCGCAACUCAACUGCGUCGGAACAUGGCUCGUCUGCGACCCAUAGCUGCCUCGCGACACGGCCAGCAAUCCAUCUUUGUACCGAAGGACCUCAGCACCGCGUCUCACAUUUUUUUAAGGGAUGACACAGUCAGGCCUUCUCUUAGACCGCCUUACACAGGACCGUACAAGGUCGUGUCUAGGAGGGAUAAAACUAUCACCAUCACCAUAGGUGAUAAGAAUGUACAGGUAAGCGUUGACCGCGUCAAACCGGCGUACAUACUAGAUAUCCCCACCUCACCAGCCACCCGGGUACCCAUCGCGCACUCACCUGCGACUUCCGAGCCCGUUCCUGCUGCUCCGGUGAUGCCUGCUGCACCAACUGCGCCCCCAGUCUCGCCUGCCCCUACUGUUCGACCUACGCCUACUGAUAACAGCAAACCGCAGUACACUACGCGGUCCGGUCGUAACGUAAGAUUUAAGGACCGUCUGGAUUUGUAA
Molecule: messenger RNA, 612 nt
Organism: Pectinophora gossypiella (pink bollworm)
Lineage: Eukaryota; Metazoa; Arthropoda; Insecta; Lepidoptera; Gelechiidae
Exons: 1
Coding region: 1-612 (203 amino acids)
Source: RefSeq, a predicted model, not a curated record